GUACAGUUCAUACAUACAAAUAUUGGACUGGUACAGUCAGUGUUAACAUUUAUUCGUUUUUUCCACAGCUGGGCGUCGAAACUAAAAUAUAAAAAAAAUUAAAAUCAACCAGAAAAUUAAAAAGUUUCUCCAUGUAACUUAAUAUUUUAAUACUAAAUAGAAAAAAAUCAUUUGCUACAGUGACAGAGUACAGAAUCUAUUUGCAUUUAGGGGCGAAAUACGCGACCCCCAUUGUCAGGUGAAUAUCCCUGCAAUGCCACGAAGUAAACGAAGAGCAGCAACAGAUAUGGGACCUGGAGACGAUGAUAGACAUUUUUCCAAAAGAUUAAGAAACACAAAUAGUAGUUCUAGAAGAUAUUCAAAAUCAGAUGAAGCAUCAUCGUUUAAUCACAAACGUUGUUUAACAUGGUUCCGUGAAUACACAAUACCAGAUGAGCCAGAUAUGCUAGGACCCGAAGGUAUGGAGAAGUUUUGUGAAGAUAUUGCGGUGGAACCAGAGAAUGUUGUAAUGUUAGUAUUAGCAUAUAAAAUGCAAGCACGACAAAUGGGUUUCUUCUCACAAUCGGAAUGGUUAAAAGGUUUAAGUGAAUUGCAGUGUGAUUCCAUUUCAAAAUUACAAACGAAAUUAGAUUAUUUACGUAGUUUAUUAAAUGAUCCACAUUCCUUUAAAGGAAUUUAUAGAUACGCUUACGAUUUUGCAAGGGAUAAAGAUCAACGGAGUAUGGAUAUGGAAACAGCAAAAGCAAUGUUGCAAUUAUUGUUAGGUAAACAUUGGCCAUUAUAUCCACAAUUCAGUCAGUUCCUUGAACAUUCGAAGUACAAAGUGAUUAAUAAAGAUCAAUGGUGUAAUAUUUUAGAAUUUUCUAGAACAAUAUCACAUGAUUUAUCCAAUUAUGAUGUAGAUGGAGCAUGGCCAGUAAUGUUAGACGAAUUUGUGGAAUGGCUAAAAGCAUCUAGAGAUGAAACACGGAAUAGCUGAGUGAUACAAAAAUAAAAUAAAACAAAACACAAACCACAAAAAAUUCAUAAUAAUAAACAAA
Molecule: messenger RNA, 1040 nt
Organism: Chrysoperla carnea
Lineage: Eukaryota; Metazoa; Arthropoda; Insecta; Neuroptera; Chrysopidae
Gene: SCCRO4
Product: DCN1-like protein 4
Exons: 5
Coding region: 254-979 (241 amino acids)
Biological process (GO): protein neddylation; positive regulation of ubiquitin-protein transferase activity
Cellular component (GO): ubiquitin ligase complex
Molecular function (GO): cullin family protein binding; ubiquitin conjugating enzyme binding; ubiquitin-like protein binding
Source: RefSeq, a predicted model, not a curated record